CGCGGUCAGGAAAAGUGUUGCUCCAAUGGCCGCGACAGGGACAAAGAGGAAGAAAACUGCAGCAACAAAUGUUAGGAUGGCGAACACUGCAGCUGCAGCAAUGGAUGACAAUCAUGACGAUGCUGGAGGGACAAUUGACUCGUCCUCUGAUGAUGCAUCAUGCUCCUCCGACUCCUCUUUGUCCUCUUCAUUUUCUGAGUCAUCGUCAUCAAGCUCUUCAUCCUCAUCAACCGAUUCAGACAAUGAAAGAAAAUCCAAGAAAAGAAGCGAGAAGAAAAAGAGGGGCCACCACCAUAAGAAAGACAAGAGGGACUACCACCACAAGAAGAACAAGAAGGAAAAGAAGAAGAUGAAAGGGAAGAGAAAGUGCCAAUAUAGCAGACAGAGAGCACGUCAUCCCAAAGAGGCCAUCAAGAGGUACCAGAAAGUCCUUAAGGCAUACAAGAAGGGAAGAAAGCUGAGUGCAGCAUACAGAAUGGUCGGUGUCGACCCAGACACCGUCGUUGCCAGUGCCCCAAUGUGUGAGCUGUAUGUGGUACAGAGAGCUGCUGGGUGCUUACACACCACAGCAACAACUGCAAGACUUUGCAAAACAAUGUUUGGAAGUUUUGAUCAAUGAUCCAGACCUUUUGAGGGAUGUUGAAAAUCAGAAGAAAAAAGGGAAACUGAUUCCUCUGUGUAAGAGAGCUUAGGGGUAAC
Myripristis murdjan (pinecone soldierfish) is the source of this 699-nucleotide messenger RNA. Its product is annotated as ADP-ribosylation factor-like protein 6-interacting protein 4. The coding region runs from base 26 to 619 and encodes 197 amino acids. Gene Ontology annotation, cellular component: nucleoplasm. The transcript is spliced from 3 exons. The record is from RefSeq and is a predicted model, not a curated record. NCBI's taxonomy places the organism in Eukaryota, Metazoa, Chordata, Actinopteri, Holocentriformes, Holocentridae.